Dermatophagoides pteronyssinus (European house dust mite) is the source of this 1747-nucleotide messenger RNA. RefSeq lists its product as uncharacterized. NCBI's taxonomy places the organism in Eukaryota, Metazoa, Arthropoda, Arachnida, Sarcoptiformes, Pyroglyphidae. Gene Ontology annotation, cellular component: membrane. Gene Ontology annotation, molecular function: zinc ion transmembrane transporter activity. The record is from RefSeq and is a predicted model, not a curated record. Gene Ontology annotation, biological process: intracellular zinc ion homeostasis; zinc ion transmembrane transport; detoxification of zinc ion.
AGAUUUGAUUGUUUUGUAAUAAUUUCUUAAUCAUUCGAACCAUAAUUAAGAAAUAAAAAAUGGGUUUAUUUCAUAGUCCAAAAUGUCGUCUAUUAUCAAUGUUAUGUUUAACAUUUUUCUUUUUUUUGGUCGAAAUUAUUGUUGGUUAUUUAACAAAUUCAACGGCAUUAAUUGCUGAUAGUUUUCAUAUGUUAUCGGAUGUUGUUGCACUAGUCAUUGCAUAUGUUUCAGUACGGAUGUCACCGAAAAAAUGGUCAAAAAAUACAUUUGGUUGGGCACGUGCUGAAGUAUUGGGUGCAUUGAUCAACGCGGUAUUUUUAGUUGCACUUUGUUUUUCCAUACUAAUCGAAUCAUUAAAACGUAUUGUUGAUCCGGAAAAAUUACAUAAUCCAAUAUUGAUUUUAGUUGUCGGUAUUAUUGGUUUAUGUGUUAAUCUAAUUGGAUUGUUAUUAUUUCAUGAACAUGGACACAGCCAUGGUGGCCAUAUUCAUAUACCACAACAAGAAGAAAUAAUACCACCAUCAUCAUCAUCAUCACAAAUACAGAAUGGUGAUAUUGGUUUUGUUGAUGAACAACAAAAAACUAAACCGAAAAAAAUUAAACAACAUACAGCAACUAAUAUGAAUAUGCGUGGUGUUUUCUUACACGUAUUAGCCGAUGCAUUAGGAUCAAUAAUUGUGAUAAUCAGUGCCUUGAUUGUUCAAUACACUGAAUGGGAAUAUAAUAUUUAUGUUGAUCCUGCUUUAUCAAUCAUAAUGGUUAUUAUUAUUGGUCAUAGUACAUUUCCACUAUUAAUCGAUUCGGCAUUAAUAUUAUUACAAACUGUUCCAACUCAUAUUCAAAUUGAUUCAUUACAACGUAAACUAUUGCAAGAAAUUGAUGGUGUAUUAGCUGUACAUGAAUUUCAUGUUUGGCAAUUAGCUGGUGAUCGUAUUAUUGCAUCAGCACAUAUACGUUGUCGUAAUUUACAUGAUUAUAUGCAAAUUGCUGAACGUGUAAAAGAAUUUUUUCAUAAUGAAGGUAUACAUUCAACAACAAUACAACCAGAAUUUGUUGAAGCUGAUGAUACAAUGGAAAGUUCAUUUGAUAAUGGUGCUAUUUCCGAUGGACAUUGGUCUUCAUUAGCAAAUGCUGGCCAACAAGAUGUUCAUUUAAAAUAUCGUUGGUCAAAUGAUGCAAAUUGUGCACUUGAUUGUCCACCAGGUCAAUUAGGUCGUGGUAGUUGUGUACAAAGUACAUGUUGUGGUCCACAACAAAAACGAUCAUUACCACCUGGAUCAGGAUUUGAUGAAUUAGAAAUACAAAAAGCCGGUUCUAGUAUUGGUACACAAUUAUCACGUCGUAAUAUUCACGGUCAAUCUAUCAAUAAUAAUAAUAAUCAACAACUACAACAACAACCAAUAUCAGCGAUAUCCACAUCCAAACAUAAUGGAUCACCAUCAUUAACAUCAUCAUCAUCAUCAUCAUCUUCAUCGAACAAUCAACAACAACAACAAAAAAAUGAUCAAUCACAAAUGAUUAAUCCAAAAUCUUCAUUGUUAAAUGCAGCUACAAAUGCAAUAGCAGUUGCAGCUAUUAUACCAGAAAAAGAUUCCAAAAUUGUUUCAUAUUCUAAUCUCAGUCAACAAAGUUCAACAUCAUCAUCAUCAUCAUCAUCAACUAAUCAUCUUGGUUUGAUUGUUGAUUCGAAAGAAAAACUAAAUUCAAUUUCAAAUGGCAUUUAAUCUUUUUUUUCCCCAUAAAGAUA